AGCUGCUGGACGCCUUCAAGGAGUUCGACACGGACCAGGACGGGUACAUCAGCUACAAGGACCUGGGUGCCUGCAUGCGCACCCUGGGAUACAUGCCCACCGAGAUGGAGCUCAUCGAGAUCUCCCAACACAUCAAGAUGAGGAUGGGCGGCCGCGUGGACUUUGAGGACUUUGUGCAGAUGAUGGGGCCGAAGCUGCGGGAGGAGACGGCCCACAUGGUGGGCGUGAGGGAGCUCAAGAUCGCCUUCCGUGAGUUCGACGUGAACGGGGACGGGGAGAUCAGCAGCGCGGAGAUGCGGGAGGCCAUCGCGGCGCUGCUGGGCGAGCAGCUGAAGGCACAGGAGGUGGACGAGAUCCUGCAGGACGUCGACCUUAAUGGGGACGGGCGCGUGGACUUCGAUG
Molecule: messenger RNA, 402 nt
Organism: Pelecanus crispus (Dalmatian pelican)
Lineage: Eukaryota; Metazoa; Chordata; Aves; Pelecaniformes; Pelecanidae
Source: RefSeq, a predicted model, not a curated record